UCGUGUGACACGUACAUCUCUGUAUUACAGGCAGCUCCAUUCAGUCCAUUGCGCAUUACUCACUUUAUUCCUAUUCAUUGCGUUCAUCGCUUGUGUCUUUUGUGCGUGACUCAACUCAAGCCUGCAGACAACAUUCUAGGAUGCGCUCAACCAGUCGGCAUUCUUUUGGGGUUACUCAGUCCUCCAGAGGGGUGAAAGAUAGUCACUCAUCAUACAUCACCUCUAGCAGCUCUUCGUCAUCCUCAAGCAGUUCUUCAUCAUCCUCUGAAAGAAAGAAAAAAAGAAAAAAGAACGGUGUUAAGAGAAAAUUAAAUUUAAAACAUGGCUCCAAAACUCGAGAACCCAAAUCCAACAAGCCUGAUUCUGCUGUGGCAAGAGCCCAUAAUUCUGUAGCUGGGCUUGCAGGUGCCAGUAAUUCUGGAGCUGGGCUUGCAGGUGCCAUUAAUUCUGGAGCUGGGCUUGCAGGUGCCAGUAAUUCUGCAGCUGGGCUUGCAGGUGCCAGUAAUUCUGCAGCUGGGCUUGCAGGUGCCAGUAAUUCUGGAGCUGGGCUUGCUAGAGCUGGAAAUUCUGAUUCUUGUAAGAAGAUAUCAAAGGAAAAAAGUGCUAAACUUUUUGAAAAUAAAAACUUGAAUUCUGCUACCAAUAAAAAGGGAUCGAAACUCACAAACAGUAAUGCUGCAUCUGGAACAUCAUAUACUGAAGAUGCAGCUUCAAAUGCUGGGGUUUCCAUUGCAGGGAAUAAAGGCUUUAAAUCGAAUUCUUCUGUGCUUCUUUACUGGAAUCCAAGCACUCGGGGAUCUGCCACUUCUAACCCUGCUGAUCAAGAGAGCAUUCACCGUCCUGCAGGUAACCGUUCUGAGGUACCAGUUGGUCCUGAGUCUGAAGGGGAUGCUAGGUCAGCAUUAGCGUGUUCUUACUCUCAAGUAUCUCCAGUUUCUGAAGACACUUGCUCCAUAUGCUUGUGUGUCAUCACUGACGCCUGUGUUGCCGGAUCCUGUCUUCACAGGUUCUGUUUUCCUUGCCUAAAAGAGUGGUCUGAACGUAAACAAGAUUGUCCUUUGUGCCAAAUUCCAUUCUCAAUGAUCAUCCAUGACAUCAAAGGGGACCAGGAUUACAAGGUGUGUCGUAUUGUAGAUGAGAAACCUGUUACUGGGACAUGGCCACAAGCUUUUGUUUCCAUUUCAGCAGUCAGGGCUGGGAAAAGUUCAUCUAUGAAAUCUAUACCAAUCAAACUUGAUCGAAAAACUUUCUCUAUUUCUAACGUUGAAAAGAAAGUUGAAAUUGGCAAUGAUGAUCAGCAAUCUGGCGCUAACGAAAUCAAAUGUAAUGGUAAACAGAAAAUAAGCUCGCCUGCUUUUGCACAAGAUGACAGAGAUUCUUCAGAAGAUUCUGCUUCUGGCAUCCGUCGGGAGCCUAAAGAUCACUCGUCUAGAAUCAAAAGCUCUGUUAGACCCAUGACUAAAAAUGUUGCUUCUGGCGCAUCUUCCAGGGACGCACCUGACACCAGCAACAGCAAUAGAAGGGAGCAAGGCUAUCGAGUUACCGUCAACCCUGUCAGAGUUGAGACACCUGAUGUUGGUGUUCCUCCUACUACGCAGAAAAAGAUAGCCAAGAACGAGAUCGAGUAUAAACGUGAUGAGAUGAAACGAACUUUUUCUUCACGGGCUCACAGCAAGAAACCUGGGCUUGCAGUUGUCAGUAAUUCUGGAGCUGGGCUUGCAGGUGUCAGUAAUUCUGGAGCUGGGCUUGCAGGUGUCAGUAAUUCUGGAGCUGAGCUUGCAGGUGUCAGUAAUUCUGGAGCUGAGCUUGCAGUUGUCAGUAAUUAUGGAGCUGGGCUUGCAGGUGUCAGAAAUUCUGGAGCUGAGCUUGCAGUUGUCAGUAAUUCUGGAGCUGGGCUUGCAGGUGCCAGUAAUUCUGGAGCUGGGCUUGCAAGAGCAAAUUAUUCUGGAGCUGGGCUUGCAGAUGUCAGUAAUUAUGGAGCUGGGCUUGCAGGUGUCAGUAAUUAUGGAGCUGGGCUUGCAGGUGUCAGUAAUUAUGGAGCUGGGCUUGCAGGUGCCAGUAAUUAUGGAGCUGGGCUUGCAAGAGCAAAUAAUUUUGGAGCUGGGUUUGCAUUGCAGGGGUCAGUUAUUAUGGAGCUGGGUUGCACUUUUCAGUAAUUAUGGAGCUGGGCUUGCAGUUGUCAGUAAUUCUGGAGCUGAGCUUGCAGGUGUCAGUAAUUAUGGAGCUGAGCUUGCAGGUGUCAGUAAUUCUGGAGCUGGGCUUGCAGGUGUCAGUAAUUCUGGAGCUGGGCUUGCAGGUGUCAGUAAUUCUGGAGCUGGGCUUGCAAGAGAACUUGAAAGUCGGCCAUCAUUUUUUAGUUGGUUACUCUCGAAGUUUCUGUGGUUUGACAGUGUAUAAUCUUGACUCAUGCUGGCACAUAACUGCUAUUUCAAUGGUAGCGCCAUGAAGUUAUUAACUUUCAAAUUCUUUUGUUUUUUUCUCACUAUUUUUUCUUAAUUUUUAAAAAUAUUCACGAUAUUAGAAAAGUCCUGCCGAGUUUUUCAAUGUUCUACCCUAAAUUCUAAAAGAUAAAGAUUUUUCAAGCGGCUAUUGAAAUUAAUGAGGGUUUUUUUGUGUACUCUAGCAAUAAUAGAAAAUAGUUAAAGAGUUCAUUAUUAAGGAAGUAGGUAACAUUUUUUCCGUGUUUUUUUCAUGAAAAGCUCUAUUUUUUGAUCCUCACGUCAAGGAUAUUGGGAAAUGAAUGAGCAGUUUUUUUUCUUCUUGACGUCAUGUACUAAAUAUCCUGUGUAAAAAAUCUCCAAUCCUCGGAAAACAUUAUUUUUCACCCAGGAUUUUUUUAUACGAAACGUUGCUUUUGUUUCGGCACCUAAGAAAACUUUAAUGUUAUGAAAUUGUAACGUCAUUGUUAUACAAAAAAAAACAAUUAUAUGUUCUAGAUAAACUGAGAUUUCAGGCGAUGUGGGCUUGAUGUGCGGGAACUACUGUCAGGUUGUCCUAGGAUUUUUUUAUGUAUUUAGUUCGUAAGUUUGGUUAACUCGAAUACGUUAGGUAUGUUAUUACCCCAUAGGUUAAGUUGUAGAGUGAUAUUUUUGAUUCUGCAGUGUGGUGCAGCUAAGAACUUAGAAUUGUUACCAUAUCGCUCUGUCUCGCCUUUUCU
Molecule: messenger RNA, 3157 nt
Organism: Hyalella azteca
Lineage: Eukaryota; Metazoa; Arthropoda; Malacostraca; Amphipoda; Hyalellidae
Exons: 2
Coding region: 141-2156 (671 amino acids)
Biological process (GO): protein polyubiquitination; protein monoubiquitination
Molecular function (GO): metal ion binding; ubiquitin protein ligase activity
Source: RefSeq, a predicted model, not a curated record